CACAACAUAUGUUUCGUGUUAUCGAUAGGCGGCCAGCCAGCACGUGCAUUUGUUGUCUUUUUGAAUUGUUUUGCAUUUUGGGUUCAAGCAGCCUUUUUCCCACGAAAUGAGUGAAGCCGCCGUCGAGACACAGUCCCCAAAGACGCAGAAGAAGGCCAAGAAGCCAGCAAAGCCGGAGGCCGCUAUUCCACGUGGACAGCCCAAGUCAAAUCGGCCCUGGAAGACGCCCAAACAGAAAUUUAGCAAGAUCAAAAAGACGGUCAACCGGCUGUCGUUCGAGAAGAAGACUGCUCUGCGCGAUGAGCUGCGCUACAUCAAGGAGAAGUCAAAGGAGAUCAAGGUGCAGCGCAAGGAGGCGGCCGUGCAGAAGCACCAGCGCCGCGUUGAGAAUGCAGAGCGCCGUCUGGCCAACGAGCGACGGUCGGAGGUUGUACAGGUCAUCAAGAAUCCCGCCAAGCUCAAGCGCAUGAAGAAAAAGCAGAUGCGUAUGAUUGAGAAGCGCGAUAUCAGCCAGGUGAAGGUGGUUUGAUCCGAGACCCUCUAGACUUAACUUGUAUUUUUUUGAGCUAAAUAAAUCUAGUUUUAAUACAGACACGGCGCUGCCUCCGGUCAAAUAACAAA
Molecule: messenger RNA, 621 nt
Organism: Drosophila kikkawai
Lineage: Eukaryota; Metazoa; Arthropoda; Insecta; Diptera; Drosophilidae
Product: coiled-coil domain-containing protein 86
Cellular component (GO): nucleolus
Source: RefSeq, a predicted model, not a curated record